Messenger RNA from Salpingoeca rosetta, 1937 nucleotides. RefSeq lists its product as uncharacterized. Gene Ontology annotation, molecular function: transcription corepressor activity. NCBI's taxonomy places the organism in Eukaryota, Choanoflagellata, Craspedida, Salpingoecidae. The coding region runs from base 630 to 1559 and encodes 309 amino acids. The transcript is spliced from 7 exons. Gene Ontology annotation, cellular component: nucleus. The record is from RefSeq and is a predicted model, not a curated record. Gene Ontology annotation, biological process: negative regulation of DNA-templated transcription.
UUUCCGGCAAAAUGGGGGACGGUUUUAUGAAUCGGAAGGUGAGAAGACAUCUGACUGACGCAGACUGAUGAUGACGCUCGCCUUGCUUGUGCAUGUGCGCGCGUGUGCGCGUGUGUUUGUGUGGUGGUGCGGGGCUGGGCUGUGUUGUGUGACGACGGUUUUGAAUGGACACAACACACCAAGAGAAAGACCUGCUCAUGUUGCCUGAUGUUGACUGAUCUGUGGAUCCUGUGCAAUGCCAUGCUGCUGUUGCUGUUCGUUUGUUUGUUGACGCUGUUGACGCGUCACUCUUUGACGCGAUGAUGCUGUAGCUGUACGAACGUUGGCUGACAUGACUUCAUGGCAUGGUGCCUGCCUCGCACACGUGAUUACACGUGUGCGGAUGCAUAUGUGUGGACGCAUGUCUAUAUGUGCGUGUUUGACUGUUGUGGCAGUUCUUCCAUCCGUCGAACUUCCAGAACCAGCGUCGAAAGUUUGCUGCGGAGCAGAAGGAGAUUACCCGCAUCAAGAGGGACAAGGAGUUGGAAGCCGAAUAUGCAAAGGAACGCUCCGAACAAGAAGCCAAGGGCUUCAACCUGCUGCCAACCGAGCAGCAGGAGUUUGAGAAAAGCAAAUACACAUUGAGGUUCAUGUACGAUGUGCCGCCCGAGGUUGGAGCCGAGCCCAAGAAGAAAGAGGUCAACAUCAAUGAGCUGUCGUACAAGGAGCAGAAGGCCCUGCCGCUGGCAGAGAAGCUCCCUUUCCUGAAGAACGCCCCUCGACAAGCCCAAGCGAGGAACAUGAGUGGGGUGCGGGACAAGCCGUUUGGACAGCAGGUGCGCAACGUGCGCUGCCUCAAGUGUGGCCAGUGGGGCCACCAGCACGUCGACCGCGUCUGCCCGCUCUUUGGAAAGGCAAAGAUUGGCGUUGAAGGCGAAGCAGAGCGGGCGUCGUUUGAGGACCCGGCAGUGCUGAUGCAGCGCAUGCGGCGCGACGGCCUCUCCCUCACCCGCUCCGUCCUCGGCAGACAGAACGACCCGACCGCAGACAACCAGCAACUUGUGGAGGAGCCGUCUGAUGCGGAGGAAGAGGACGACGUCGCGUUCAUUGCGUCCCUCUCCCGCGCAGACAAGAAGAAACUCCUAAGAAAACUGCGGCGGGAAGAGCGGCGAGCGAAGAAGAGGAAGCACAAGGAGCGGAAGCACCGACGCAGCACAAGCGAUGGCGACGAUGCUGAACUUCACCAUUUCCAUCCUGAGCGCCGUCCUGAUCGCCAUCCUGCCCGUCAUCACCAGCGCCACACCAACAACAACAGCAACAACAACAACCAUCACGACCAACGCGGCAGUAUAGGAGUGUCGCCUCGCCUGGGAGCACCAGCAUCGCCAUCGCUGCCACCACCGUCAUUGUCACUGUCACCGACUCCAAACAGCAGCAGCAGCAGCAGCAGCAGCAGAAGAGAGGGCGAAGAAGAGGAGAGGAUGGAACGGAAAUUUGCGGCGGCAGUGAAGAGGAAGAAGAAGAAGAAGAAGAAAAAGGAGAGAAAACGCCACCGGAAACACAAGCGACGAUCGCACUGAUGCGCAUCCACUCUUAAUGGCUCCAAUGCUCUCAUAAUCAAUGUGUGUGCUUGUGUUUAUGCGAAAAGCGCAAGUUUUCGCGUCAUCACAUCACCAGACUGUAUUGCGAAUGGCGGGCUGGCCCGUCACAACCUCCGUCCAAUGUCGUGCUGUGCACGAUGCUGUAGUGUCCCACACCGCCUCCCACCCUAACCAUAGAUCGCUCCUACUACCAUGCCUACCCCCACCCAACCCCACUCAUCUUCGAUGCUCUUAUUUCGCACAGUUGUUACUGCUGCUGCUGCUGCUGCUGUUGUUGUUGUUGUCGUGUCUUCUUUGCAUGUAUGCUGGUCCAUCAGCAACAACAAUAACGGCAACCAAAACAAAGCCACACUCAUC